Messenger RNA from Bemisia tabaci, 11666 nucleotides. RefSeq names its product Smad on X (gene Smox). NCBI's taxonomy places the organism in Eukaryota, Metazoa, Arthropoda, Insecta, Hemiptera, Aleyrodidae. Gene Ontology annotation, molecular function: DNA-binding transcription factor activity, RNA polymerase II-specific; RNA polymerase II cis-regulatory region sequence-specific DNA binding; I-SMAD binding. The record is from RefSeq and is a predicted model, not a curated record. Gene Ontology annotation, cellular component: heteromeric SMAD protein complex. Gene Ontology annotation, biological process: cell differentiation; SMAD protein signal transduction; activin receptor signaling pathway.
UCAUGUUUUGCCGUAUCAGGGAGAUAGCGUGCCGUGAUUGUCGUGUUGUUGUGAGAAUUUAAUUUUAUAUUUAUUUUUAUCCGAGUUGUGCGCUGUGGAUGAUUAAUCUUUUUUUAAAUACGAAAUCUACUUUCGUACUAAGGUGUAUGCUUUCACAUUAAAUUGUGGUGUGCAAUUUUUUUUCCACAUCGUAUUUCUAGACUUGACUAGGCCUCUUUGUAGGCAACUAUCUCUCAUGUUGUCUAAGUCUUAGCGAUGACGUCUAUGCUCCCUUCAUUUUCUAAUUCUAAUAACCCAGUUGUAAAGAAAUUAUUAGGGUGGACAAAAGGCGAAGGGGAAGACAAAUACUGCGAGAAAGCUGUCAAAAGUUUGGUGAAAAAGUUAAAGCGGAUCAACUGUUUAGAUGAGCUUGAGAAGGCCAUAACCACUCAAGACCCCAACACAAAGUGUAUCCCAAUACCAAGUGUCCGGAACGAAAAAGGAGACUUCUUUAAUCGGACAAAAGGUUUACCUCACGUGAUCUAUUGUCGAUUGUGGCGCUGGCCCCAGCUGCAAUCCCACAGUGAAUUGAGGCCAAUAGAGACUUGCACCUACGCAUUUGAUCUCAAGCGAGAUCAAGUUUGUAUCAAUCCUUAUCAUUAUCAGAGAAUUCACACUCCAGCCCUGCCAGCUGUCCUCGUUCCGCGACUGAGUGAAACAGCCAAUACGGAGCCUCCAUUGUUGGUGGAUCUCCAGCAGUUGACUGCUCCUGAAAACACGUCAGCUCCACCUCCAACCGCCACGCUGGAUCCACCAACAACACCGCCCGGAUAUAUGUCCGAAGAUGGGGACAACAAUGAUAAUUUGAGUAUGAGCCCCAGUCCUGCUUUGGACUCGCAACCGGUUAUGUAUUGUGAGCCGGUGUUUUGGUGUUCCAUUAGUUACUAUGAACUAAAUACCAGAGUUGGUGAAACGUUUCAUGCAUCGCAGCCAUCCAUCUCUGUAGAUGGUUUUACUGAUCCUAGCAAUUCAGAAAGGUUUUGCCUUGGUCUGCUUUCAAACGUCAACAGGAACACAGUCGUAGAACAAAUAAGAAGACAUAUUGGCAAAGGUGUAAGAUUAUAUUAUAUUGGGGGUGAAGUUUUUGCUGAAUGCCUUAGUGAUUCUGCAAUUUUUGUUCAAUCUCCUAAUUGUAAUCAGCGCUAUGGUUGGCAUCCAGCCACAGUCUGUAAAAUCCCUCCAGGUUGUAAUUUAAAAAUCUUCAACAACCAAGAAUUUGCAACUUUAUUAUCUCAAUCAGUCGGUCAAGGUUUUGAAGCUGUCUAUCAACUCACUAGGAUGUGUACUAUUCGAAUGUCUUUUGUCAAAGGCUGGGGUGCUGAAUAUAGGAGACAAACUGUGACGUCGACUCCUUGUUGGAUAGAAUUACAUUUAAAUGGACCUUUGCAGUGGCUAGAUCGAGUUCUCACACAAAUGGGAUCUCCAAGGCUUCCUUGUAGCUCCAUGUCGUAAAUGACUGUAUCAAUUUUGGUCUCUGUAUUGUAAGUAAAAACAGAUGGUUAAGUUUAUCUGUAAGUCCAUAUGAAUACUUCAUCUUUUACUCGCAGCUACUUUUCUAAUUUAAAAGUUGUGUUUUUGAAGGACUGGACUGGGAAGUUUCAAAUUAUUUUUUGGAUAUCCUUUUGAAUCAUUCUUAAAAUGACAAAUUAUUUUCAUGAUUUGAUGUUGUUGACUUUUAUAAUGUUUAGUAUUUUAAAAUUUUCAUGUUUUCAUCUGUGCUCAAUUAAUUAGAACUUGUUAGAACUUGGAGACAAACUACCUCCCUAUUUUAUAUUCAUCUGAUGUUGAUGUUUCAUCAGUUGUACUUAAUAUAUAGUUUAGAAAAGGAAGAAAAAGUUGCGUUUGGUCAGUUUUAUAACCAAGCCUCUCCCUGGUAAAUGCUUUCAAGAUAUUCCAUGUCAGAUCAUCCAUCUAUUGACUUAAUUUUACUGGAGAAAUUUUUUUCGCAUUUGAAUCAUUGUAUUGUAGGCUUUGAAAUCAAUGAAUUAAACAAUAUUGCUGUUUUUGCCAAAGCUGAAUACAUGGAUGUAUCUGAUAAGAUAUUUUACAAACGAAUUGAACAAUUUUUAGACAGUCUUGAGGUGAAUAAAAACCAAAUGUGAAAUAGCCCUUCAAUAAGGAAAAAUACGACAUAUGAGUAUAUGUCUUGAAUAUGUAGAAUUACUUAAAAUUUUCAACUUUCCCUUGCAAGUUCUCACAAGUUCUGUGAAUGUUCAGUCAGUAACCAGUCCCUCAUAAAUUAUGUUGCUGGCAAAAUAAUUAUGUAAUUUGAAUCAUCAGUGUGCAGUUCCUUAAAGUUUUACAAAUUUAUAUUUUCUUUUUAUCUGUGCCAGACUUUGUGUCAUAAUAAUUAGUUUUUACCCUUUUCCUUCCUCUCUCUCUCUCUCUGUUUCUUCUUUUUCCUUUCCUAUUAAAUAAUUGAAGUAAUUUUAUGCACAUGUGAGGAAGCUAUUCAGAAACAUCAACUUGAAAAGUUUUGGUUCAAAAUUUCCAACUAUAAUUUCUAAUUUUUAAUUCCUUUUUUUUUCUAAUUUAUUGUGUUUUAUCUUCAGCUAUCGUGUUUGCUGAAAGAUUGUGUAAAGACUGGACCCGCUGUUUUGUAGUUUUAAGAUGAAAAGAUUGAUAGAGGAGAGUUUGUUUACUACAGUUAACUUUGUAUUUUUCCCCAUCGCAAUUUCAGCAUAUCAGUAUCCUUACAAAAGUUAAGUUAUGAUUUCCCAACUUUGCAUAAUUUGUUAAGACUCACCUCUGAAACUGUUGUCCUCUAAGUCCGCAGUAGUUGAGGUAAAAAAGUACUCAGUUCAUUUAGCUGGAGGUUAUCUUGUAGGUCCUGCUCAUUCCCUCUCAAUAAUGUUGAUUUGAUGAAAAGAUAAAAUUUGUUUUUCCAGACAAACGUGAAAAAAAUGCAUGCGUUAUGAAUUGUCUUCACAGUGAGAGAUGGCUUGGUCUUAAAUUUUUUUUUCUUUUUGCUUGAAGAUUUGGCUUCGCAAGCUUAAUUUCAAUUCCCAGGGUUUCAAAAUUAGUUUAAGGCGAUAAGAGUUAAUUUUAAUAUGAACAAAAACUGCCGACUACCUUUUUCCUCUUAACUCAUUGGAAGUUUGAUAAAGUCAGUUUUCUUUGACCUAAAGCAUUUUACAAUGAAUCUAGUAGCAAAACCUUCUUGUACAGUAUCUUACCAUCAUGUCUUUUUCCUCAUCCUGUCUUGUUUAGAUUAAGAUUUAUCAAGCACUCAGUUCAGUGCUUGGAACAAAUUGUACUAAUUAGUGUUAAGUUGCAUUUUGGAGAUUCAGAAUGAGGCAAUCUCAUACGAGCGUUUAAAUUUUUCGUGAGAAAGUCUCAAUCUCUCAGGUAUUUUAAAUAUACAUUUUCGCCGUGUUUCAGAGAAUGGUGUAAAAUGUCAUAAUUUUGACCAUUAAGUUGCAGGAAGAUAAGUUUUUAAAUAACCUUAAGCUAAUUAUAACUCAUAUGGGCAAAUUAAGGAAGCCCAUGUUUAGUGCAGUUGUCAUGCCAUUUGUACCGACUGCAGAAAUUGGAACGGGAAGAAAAUGAUUAAAUACUUUUUAUCCAAUUUUUACUCAUUUGAACGAGUACAAAUACAGCAUACAUACAAAUAGAGCAUUCUCUGAUAUCAGGAUCAGACUUUACCAGCCCUCUCAGAAAUCUUCUGUGACAUACUUUCUCUUUCCUCUAAGCAAAUUCAUUCUUGAAUCUUGAGUCAUACAUUCUUCUUUAAAUAUAUCACCUCCAGUUUAACAGUAAUAAUUUUCUAAUCAAGGCAUUAUUAUUUAAUUUAUGCUGUUAAUGAACUAGAAUGAUUUCCCUAUCCAUACGCAAUCACUAAAUUUCUGAUAAUGAGAAGGAUUAAUAAUUUAAUAAUGUUCCUCUUACAUUCACUAGAGCUACUGAAGCAGCAGUUUUACCUCUGCAUGUAAUAAAAGGCUGGAAAAGGGAAAUCUGUGUGGUGCCAAAAUAAGGCUUUCCAGAAAAGCUCCCCCAACUCCCCCCUUUUUUUCUUAAUUCAUCAACACUCCAGAAAAAAGUAUCUAAUGCUUCAGUACUUAUUUCCUUAAAACCUGAAAGAAAAGAAGUCUUACCAACUUUGUUUGUCCCAGCGUUUUCAGCUCUUGGAUAUAGUGUCUCUUGAUGUUGUCCAAUAAAAAUGCCCUGUUGUCAGCAAAGUUCAAUGGUGGUUAUCACAAGUUUUAUUUUGUAAAGUGUCAGAGACACUCCUUCACUUAAAUUAUGCUAUCAUCGAAUAUUCUUCCUAACCAUUUUUUUUGCCAUUGAUGGAGAUCCUCUGUACAUUUUUUUUUUUUCCCUGUUCUUUCCUAUCUAUUUUUUUCUCUCAAUGCAUCCGUACAUUUUCUUUGGUGCUUUACUCAUAUUUGAGCUCACCUUGUAUUUUUCUCUUCAGCUUUGACAGGAAAAUCCUUUUAAUCAUCUCGCUCCUCUCAGUUGUAACGUUACGUUAAUCAUGUUAUUUUUUGCAAAGUUUAUUUUUCACAUGAUAUUGAUUUUAUGUUGAUUAUUUAACAACUCAAUUGUUAAAGUUGAAAAUUAUUUUUGUUGAUCCCGGCUUCCAAUCAAAUCACUUGAUGAAUGCAUUUUGAAUCACUCCUAAUAAUUUCCAUUGGCUACAAUUCGGCUCUGAGUAAGAAGGACUGAUCUUUUUUCCAUACAACAAGUAUCCGUUUUGCAAGGUCAAUUCUUUAUCUUCAGUAAGGGUGAACGGGACGAAUCUGCAUCUAUGACCACUUUAAAUUUUUACCCCAGAAACUAACUAUCAUGAAGUGACUUGCAAUGAUCUAAUCAAGCUCUGGUCUAUCCUGGUGUUGAUCUAUAAAUUUUAAUUUGACGGUUGUACCGAGUUUGCAAUAUAUAUAAGAUGCACGUCAUAUCUCAAUGACUCCGAUACUCUGUUUUUCCAAGUACAUAAAUUGCCAAAUUUUUUCAAAGCCUAUUUUGCCAAAGUAAUUUUUUUAAAUAGUCUAUUUUACUGAAAAAUUUCUGACUAUUAAUCAGUCCUAAAUUUCAAGCUCUUAAUCAGGUGUUUCACACUGAGCAUCUUGAUUGUAUCCUAUCUUUGCAUCUCAUGAUUUUAGUUUUAAAAUCGAUCAACGAAAAAAUUGCCUAAAGGUAAUAAAAUUAAUGUACAGACAGAGCAAAUGUAUACUUUCUGAACAAUAAUCUUAAAAAUGAGUUCGAAUCAAUGCUCUCUUUUUCAAUGUUCGCUCUGCCUGAAUUCUGCCCCCUCAACACUGUAUAUGUUCUCACGAAGAAAAUUUAUGAAGCUUCUGCUAUCAACCAGCCCAUAUUUUUUCACUGACUCUUUGGAUGAAUUUAUUGUACUUCUAUUUUCUUUUCUUCUUUUUUGCAUGAUAAUCGUACAAAAAUGGAUGAAUAUAAAAAUGUUAAGUUUAAUUUAUCAUGCCGAGCAGAAUAAUAUUGUCUAGAGGGAUAGCUUUGUAACUGGGACACAAUAAAAUGAGCCCAACUUUGGUGCAACGGAGCACCAAGGUAAGUUAGGAACUAAAGCAGUUCAGCAGAUCAUUCAAGCAAAGUCUCCUACCAAAGAGCAAAAUCGCCUUUUAAAAUGCAAAAUGAGUCAUUGUGGAGUCCUAGGAACGAUUUAAAAAGAAGAGGAAGAAAUUUUGUUGAGUCGUUUAAUGGGGGAAAAGCCCAGAAGUUUCAUUCCUGCAAUGCGAACUUGGGAAAAAUCCUGUGAAACAUCCCGUGGAGCCAAGGCGUUAUUUACUCUGUCUUUAUGGUCCAUUUCAGAACAAGAACAGAGAUAGGUCUGGAGGAUUUGUCGCAAAAAUCUAAGCUUAAAAGUUGUCGCAUUUGAAGCAGCAGCCGUGCUCAUUCCCCUUGUUGGUUCAAUCUUAGUCCAAAUCUCAGAUAAUUCGUUAUGAAAUUGUUUUAACAUUAAUUCAUCUUAUCAGUCAAAUGUUACUUGAAACCUGCUUUUUGUUUUAUUUUUUUAAAUCACUCAGAUCAUUGUAUUGAGUCACCCAUCACCUUAACCAAUAAUUAAUACUAGUACAAAUAAACUAAUAAAGAUCAUAAGAAUCAGACCUACUGCAAGUAUUAAUAGGAAUUGUAGCCAGUGUUAAAUUAUAUUCAUCUCACGUUUUUUGAAUCCGCUAAACAAGCCUCCGCAUUUUCUUAUUGAUUUUUUGCCACUGUUUUGAUCUUUUAAUCAUGUGCAUUAAUUUUUUUUCUUUUUUUAAACUGUUAUGUAUUUAAAUAAAUCUUUAAACUUUUUACUGUGAAGCUUCAUCUUCAACACCGUCUGUUUACUUCUCUCCAUUUAUUUCUUCCAAAGAAAUAAAUUUUUUACGGUGUAUAAAUAUAUAAUAUUUAUACCUUGAUGUAUAUUGUUUAUUUACCUUCUAAUUAAGUGUGUCUGUGAGUGUGUUAGGUUUUGGCUACUAAUGAAUUGUACAGAAUCCAUGCUGCUCCUUUUGGCCGUACCACUAGGAGAGAAAACAAUUGCCAAAAUCGGGUAGAUUAAUGAAGCAGUUUUUGUGAAUAUGGUUGUUAAUAGUCAAUAGGUUUCUGCUCAGGAAAGUAAUAAUGGAAUUUAAGAUUAUUUUUGCAUUAAGUGAAUUUAAUGUUUUUAUUAAACAGGCAAAUAAAAACACUUGAAUCGUUUUCACUCUUGUUUUCAUGCCAUUUCAAUUUUCCUUCCUCUUAUACAUCCAUGAGUGUUAAAUCAGGUCGCAGAGAUCGAAAAUGUAAUUUUUUCCCCUCACUUUCUUUUAUUUUUGCUUUUUUUCUUCUUUUUUUUAGACAUCUUACUGACAUUCAAGAGUUGCAAUUGAUACACAAAGCUAACAGCAGUUCUCUAAACCCAUUUCAAAAUUUUAAAAGUCAUCUUAACAAAAAGCUCGCAGUUUGAUGUCGUAAUUAAUUAUUAGAGAGUCAUAGAUAACCAAAUUACGUUUUCCAUGAAUAAUAUAAUGAUGCCAACCAAAAUCAGCGUCCCAAAACCUCUCAUAAUUAGAUCAGGAGGUCUCAAGUAGUAGAAUGUGAGCUUACCACAUUGCUCUCGCACGCUUGAGUUACUUCUGUAAAAUUUCAGUUCACUUUGUACAAACUUGUUGUAUUGUUAAUUUUACUUCCUAAGUCUAGUUUGUGACCAACACUUAAGUUGAGAGAGAAACUUGCACACCCAAAGAUUCUCUUGGUCCGAUCACCUUCACUGAAUGAGUCAACCGAAAAAAUGUAUUCAAAAGAUCAAUCAGUAAUUGUAGUGUUCCUUUUGUCUCUCUGUAAGUUGUGAAGUUCUUAAAAAUCAUAAUAAUGGGGAAAAGAAACAAUCUUCGAGCAGGCAGUUAUUUCUUACUGAUUUUUUUUCAAUUCUUUUUUUUCAACUAUUUUCUAUUUUAUAUUCCUCUCCUGCUAAUUCUGAGGUUUUAUUUGAUUAGGUUGAGUAUCACGGUUUCCUCUCCUGUAACUGACAAAGAAAGAAGGAAUACAGCUAUCAUUAAAUGAUUUAUAUUAGAAAUUCAGUGUUUAUAGAAUCAAAAAAAAAAGAAAAAAAAAAAGAAAAAAAUACGAAAUGAGCCGCACUGAAAAUACGCUCAUGGAUGAGGAAAAUCACUCCACAUACAGUCCUGGACUUUUUGGUGGCAGGAUUUAUUCAUGAUGAGGUAUUUAGGUCCUAAAUAGUCCUUGGCAGAAGUCGAGCAAGGGAGGUUGGAAUUAAUCUUUCAAAACGACGGUCGACGGUAUCAGGAUUGAAUAACAAAGCCUUGAAAAGUGGACACUUAAUUUUCAACAGAAAUCUAUUGUUUCUCUUUUGUCUACUCCUUUAACUCCAUUUUUACUAUAAAAAUUACCUAGAUUUUGUAAAUGUAACUCCAAGCCAUUGUCCUCAUCCAUACUCAGGAACUUUGAAUGACUUGUGAAAUUCAUUGUUGUAGAAUUAUUAGAAUAUGCCUACUUACUCUUUGUAUUUUUCUCCCUAUCACCCUCUGCUUUUGAAUUUUUUUUGUCGCUGAGCUGCUCUCUAUUGAGGUUCAUGCAUAAGUUCCUCAGACAUUUUACACUAAUUGAAGAAUAUAUCUUUGAAAACAAAGCUUAGACUUCACUGGUCCUCUCAGCUUUAAAAAAAAUGUGUCUCUCACUUUGAGCGUAUUAAUCGUAAAUUUGUCUCCAUAUUUGCAUCCUAAGUUUCUUGAAUCCUUCCUUGUAAAUUUUUCCCUGUCAAGGAGCUUUUUUAAUAUUGAUCGUAAGUACUGAUUUGAAAUUAACUUUUUUUAUCAUUGGUCUUAAGUAGCUUUGGGACUUAAUGAAAGUAAUGUAUCUAGUAACUUAUCAUACUGACAUUGAGCACAAUCAUGUUUGUUGAGUCAAAGUUGCACUGUUGUGUGCAUCAAUGUAAAAAUUCACUCGCCUGAGUCGUGUAAUUGAUGCUUCAAAGUUUCUAAAUACUGUGAUAAUUUUAAUUGCUCAGAAAACUGUAGCUUGUCAGGUUUCUGUACUCAAUUUGGUGAAUUGUUAACUGAGCUUCUACUUUUGAAAAAAUUUGUGGAUGGAGAAACGUCUGAAAAUCUGUAUCCCAAAAGCUGUAAAUAAGGAAGACAAUUUUAAGUGCUCGAAGAAUUUCAAAACUGUUUCCUAGCCUCAAUAAGCAAAUUUUUUUUCAGAAAGCUUUGAACAUCUUUAAGAGGCAGUAUUUUCUAUCAUCAAGAUUCUCUGGCCAACAAUCACAUGCCUUUUUCUCAAGUAAUGAUAUUCCUUCCUGAAUAGCUAAAGUACAAUCUUUGGAAAGGUCAUGAAAAACCUUUUGAAGUUCUUUCAUCUGUUGUCAUCUCUGAAGUUCAGUGCAUACCCCUCUCUGUUGUUGUUUGUUGACCUACAUAACGUUGCUGGUGCUCCAAACCACUACAUAUUAUCUCAAGUCAGUUUAUGCAGAAAAAAGUUGUCCUUGCAAACGAAAGUUUCGGUCUCUCCCUUUUCAGCUUGCAGUCACGAUGUUUCUUGCACAAUACAAUUAUUUCAAGUGCAUAUUUUCCGCUAACUUGGAUAUGACAAGUUUAAAAUAAUAAUUGUUAUCAAAAAUCUAUUUUAAUUUUAAGUCCAAGUGUGAUUUUGCUGUACGGUCACACAUAAUUUUAAUUAUUUUACUUCCGAAUUAGCUUGUCCAAUCGUGCGUUUUAACCAAAAAUAUGAAGUUGCUCUUCCGGGAUUGAUGUAGUCUAUAUCGAAAAAUCUCUGUAGAAACUAACUUCUGAAACCGACUUUGCAUGGUCUCUGUGGAUUCAAACACACAUAUUAAAUUAAAAUAAAAGUAUUAUUUGAGUGAGAGGAAAAUGUGUGAAUUCAGAACGCAGGUAAAUUGCUCUCUUUUGUAAGUUAAAAUUGGCAAGAAAAGUCUUACUGUGCAGGAUGCACACUUUUUCAUCAUUUUUAUUAUCUCUAAAAGUAUACCCUCUGGAGCACAUCAGAAAGUAUUAUCACCUACUUUCAGAGUGCCCUGCAACUCAGUACAAAUAGAUUGAAGUGAUUUUUUUGGAAACACUAUAUAGUAGAUGACUUCUGUACCCCCAAUUCUACUAUUCCAAGUUCGGUAAGCUUAAUGAUCCUUUAUGAUGAGAUUCAAAAUGGGAGUAUAAUUAAAUGGGGGAAAAAUGGUAUUUGUGUACCUGAAAAGUUAGAAGUAAUACAUUUGUCACAGUUAAUAAUUAGCUCUUUGUUGAUUGAAAGCUGUUCAAAAUUACUGACGGGUUUUUUAGUUAUGAGAAACUUUCGCUCUCUAAGUCUCUUUCUCCCUCUUCCCCCUUUCUACUUGGAUUUUUGAAUGUGUAUUUUUUUCUCCAUCUCCUACGAUUUCAUCCUUAAAUAAUCUAAAAUUAAGGAGUGGAAGUAGAUGAAAGGUUGGACAAAAAAAAAGUCAGAUUUAACUAUUUUAUGGGCUUUAUCACCUGCAGUAUGUAUUUUUAAAGCCUAAAUUGCUAUCUAAUUUCCGUUGAUUGUUUAGUUUAAUUCACUCAGGAACUCAUGGUUUCUCCCUUUAUCUUUGACUCAGCUUUUGUACACAACAGCAGGAUAGACUAAAUUUAGUGUAAUAUCAGUCUACCGCUCUAGGUUUAAUUUGCUACUUUCAGUCUACUGCCCUCUUCUUGCUAAUUUUAAUAAGUGGUCAAUAAUCCUCUGUUUUAAUUUUCAAUUUGGUUCUUACUUUAGUGAUAUAAAUCGCAGUGUAUCUAUGAUUGCUUUUAGCAAAAAGGAACCCCUGCAAUUACGGUGUUUUCAAAAUCGUGCAACUUCUUCUUUUCUCUUAAAAAUACUCAAAAUAUGUACAGUAAUAAAAUUUACACAAUUAUUUUCCUUUAAAAUUAAAAAUUUUUUGGUGGAAAGCAGAAACUAUUUGUUAUUCUGGGUGAUAUUUUUGAUAAUUAUAAAAAAGCAACAUUUUUACAACACUGUAAUUGUGCUGGUUCCUUUUUGCUAAGUGUAAUUCAUAUUAUCGAUGCAAUAAUUUUCUUUGCCCAGCCGUUGUUUCACUUUAAGCACAUUCAAAUCAUUAAGUAGUACCAAUCUCUAAAGUAUUAUGCAGUAACAUAUAUUAAAGUGGCCGAUCAUACAGGGGCCUCCUGUUGCAUCGGGCGAGUGCUAAAAGGUGGUGACUUUGGAUAGAAGCUUCAAAUAUCUUGUCCAUAUGAACGAACAAUCUUUACAGUCAUGGUUCUAGAGUUUAUAUUAUUCUGUGUGAAGUAUUUACGAUGAGGCAUUUAUCUGUAUCCAUUUUACAAAAAGAGGACAUAAAACAGUGCUUUUGUAUUUUCUAACCUUACUGGGAAGCUCUCACGUCUUGUUGUAGUAUCUGUGUAACUCUUUACGUCAGUGGCGUGGAAAAAUUAGCAUGUUGGGGAAAAUAACUUAAAAUUGAUGUUAAAACUAACUAUGAGCUUAUGAGCCCCUUGUGCAUUGGUACGUUAAGCAUGAUGAUACAAUGCAAGCCAGUAAGAUCCCUCCAAAGAGAGGAAGCUACCAACUACCAUUGGACGUAUUUCUAUCAAACGGAACUAUGUGCAUUAAGACAUGAGCCCUGAGACCCAUAAGAAUAUAUGCAUAACAGAGCUCACGUCAUAAUGCACAUAGUUCCGUUUGAUAGAAAUACGUCCAAUUUUGGACACGAAGAGCAGCUAGAAUUGAAGUUAGUGCAAGAACCUCCCGUGCUCAGCAGAAAAAGUAAAAUAAAAUAUAUUCCCUGUCACAUUUGAAAAAUGAUUAACUGAUUUUCGUCUCGAUGAAUCCACCGGGCUUUAUCUUUUGAAUGCGAACAAACACAGUCAAAUUACCAAUUUAUCUUUGAAAUAGGAGUUGUAGCCUGGACUUCUCUGUAAAAUUCUUUGUCAGGCACAGCAGGAAGAAUUUUCACAAUGCUUCACUGAAUUGAAUAUUUUCGUAGCUGUACUAUCAAAAUAUUAUUUUUGCAGAUGGGAAUACGGUGAGGUAUGUAGGAGAGUUUGAUUGCUUUUAAGAUUUUAAAUCCAUUUUUUCCUUCAAAUUAAAAGGAUAUUGUAUCAAGACAUGUCCAAGAGGAAAUUAAAUUGCACUUGGAAGAAGAAUACAAUGGUUAAUGGUGCUGUAUUGAUUAUUGUGAUUAACUUUUG